UUUUGCUGUGUUUUAGUCGCUUGAAAAACGCGGCAGCCUAGCGCGCGAAAUUUUGAAAAUACAGUGUUUUUAUAUACCUUGACAAAAUAAAGCGGGAGGCGCUUUGUUUUUGUGUGUUGUUGAGGGCGCGAGAAAUAUAGGACUUUCAGUAGUUUCUGUGUUUCAGUUUUUGAAAAUUUCAAAUAGCGUUUUGCUAAAUAUUCAAUGUGAAAGUGGCUUCUGCAAUUCUGCGGAAGGAAUGCACCAAAAAUUUAACAUGGUGUGCAUCCUCUGCAAAAGCCCGUGUGAUGCCCCACUUCUCUUGGGGGACUUGUUGCAGAAGCGUGGUGUGCGCUGUCACCACUACUGCAUGCUAUUUUCCAGAGAGCUUCCACAGAAAGGCAAAGAUAGUGAAGGACUUCAAGGAUUCAAGCUAGCUGACAUUCGUGAACAAGUUAAGAAAUGUGCACCAAGGAAGUGUCACUACUGCCGACGCGGUGGGGCGCACGCCACCUGCAGUCACGCCGACUGCACCAAAAAGUUCCACAUCCCCUGCGCCGUGUUUGCCGGUGCCCUGCUCAGCUUCUUCGGCAGCUUCAACGUGCACUGCUCCGAGCACCGUCCCAGCCAGCAGGUGGACCCCGAACGGGUUCGGGACGAGUCGUGUGGGAUCUGUCUGUGUCCCGCCGGCCGGCCGGAUGGACUGCAGGUGCUCUGCACCCCCUGCUGCGGACACAACUUCCACAAACUCUGCCUGCAGCAAAUGGCUCUCAGUUCGGGCUAUUUUUUCACUUGCCCGAUUUGUCGUGACAAGAACAAUCGUUCCGGCUUCCUGAGACACGUGAAGAAAUUUGGCGUCUUCGUUCCUCAAAGGGACGCCAGCUGGGAGACGGAGCCGAACGCCUUCUCGGAGCUGCUGGAACACCACUCUGGCUGCGACCAGCGCUACUGCCUCUGCAGCCUCGGCCGACAGCACAUGGUCAAGGACCACAGUGACUGGGGCCAGCUGCUGUGUCACUCGUGCGCCUCGUUCGGCUCUCACCGACUGUGCGCCGGCUCGCCGUCCCGGCUGCCCUGGUUUUGUCCAGACUGUGAGAAUGCCUUCACUAACCGGCGCGGGGCGGGCACGGCUGCUGCCCCACGCCGGCCCACGCUGAGGCAGCUACUGUCGAGCCAGCAGCGGCCGGCCACCACUCUGAGCAUGGCGUCCGUCCUGGCGCCGGAGGGCGGAGCGCCGGACUGGCAGCGAGCCAUGACCAUGGUGGACGACCCGCGGCAGCUUCUGAGGUUCACCUGGAGCCGUGUGACGCGCAGUGUGACGAUCCGUACCAGGGCGGUUCAGCACCCCAAGAACCCGAACCACGUGAUUCCGUCUGUGCGACUGCAGCACGCCGAGUGGCAGCUGGGAGCGCGCGUGGUUCUGUCGCUGGCCGACAGAGGGCAGGCCGAGCAGGCUGCUCUGCACGGCGGGCGCGCUACAGUCGCCAAUUCUGGCAAACGGAAGGCUCGUGGUGGCAAAGGCUCGCGAGUCGGCAGAGCCCCGAAGGGAUCCGUCGCCACCUUACCAGCGAGUCCCGGGAAGAGGGCCCCUGCUGUGACGCCCCAGCCGCCACCGGCCGUUUCCGCUCAGCUGAAACCCAAGAGGCGGACGGGCAGACCCGCGAAAAGGAAAACAAAUGACGACCUUGUCCUAGCUGGUAUGAUGCAGUGGGCCUACACACAUCAACGUAGGACGAGGUCCAACGCCUGGAGGUUUGAGAUAUCUGCCGACAAGUAAGUGACGUUGACUGGACGCCGCCCCGGGGACUGAUGACGUGUCACCGGCUGCCGUGCCUUCUCUGUGGAGGGAACUUGUUUUCGUCUGGUUCGCUGGCGACUACGUUUGUAUCUGGUUCGCUGGCGACUACAUAGUUGAAGUUUCCGAUCGGGGGCUAGUUUUGAUUACGCUGCUGGCAGUCUGCAGGCAGUUUUGUGCGGGGUGAUGUGCUCUUGAUGAAUUUGUCGGUGUGUAAAGCUCGUCUUUAGAUAAGUUAAGUUACAUGUGGAUUGUACAAUGAUUUGCCUUGCUCGGAUUGCCUCUGAAAUCUAGUUACUUUUAAAACCCAAUCAGACGACCCAAUGUCAAAUUGUAAUAGUGAGGAUUUCGAAAUAUUUCUCGGAAUCGGCUGCUUCCAGUAGAGUCGAAUGUUGCAUUUGUGAAUGAGGAAUAAUUGACAAGUUUCUAAAUGGCAAAAUUGUGUGCCUCGGCUUAAAGCUAUGGACUAGUUGGGUGCGAGUGCUGUUGAGUGGCUGCAGGCAGUUAAAAAAAAAACAUACGGUCUGAUUUUGAAAUACCUUUGUAUCAGACUGAAGGACGAUCAACGAAAGGCAUACAAUCGCUCUACAACCUGGAUUAAGCCUGAACUCUUACAAUCGAGGGAAGCUCUACCAAACAAAUUCUGUAUUCAUAGUGAACAAAGUCACUACUUCUUUAUUUUGUCUAGAACUGUUGUAAUUGUAUAUAGGUUCCCAGAUCUCUCCUCAUUAGUUCAUUUAGGAUUGGCUAUUUUCCAAUAUCAUGUUUCCUAUAUGUGCUUGAAAGUACUGGUAAAUAGUGGGUGUGAGAUCAUGAACUCUGGAAGUAAAGAUGAACUCCAUGUCCCAGCAUUAGUUGCGUCCCUGCCGUAGUUUGAACUUUGAACAUAGAGACAACGUCUGUGUUCUGUUUGUGGUUACGAUGUCGCGAAUGUUUACCGACGAUGUUAAGAUUCGAGAAAUUGCGCCAUGCUGCAACGCUCGUUACGUAUUUCGUAAGUUUUACCGGUGUUUUAGCAUGGUUUUGUAAAGGCGGACGUCGUGGUGUACAAAAACUUGUGAAAUAUUCCUGGCAUUUUGUACAAAUACACUGAAAUGCUGAACAUUUCUUCAAUACGUA
Molecule: messenger RNA, 2893 nt
Organism: Amphibalanus amphitrite
Lineage: Eukaryota; Metazoa; Arthropoda; Thecostraca; Balanomorpha; Balanidae
Product: PHD finger protein 7-like
Exons: 11
Coding region: 239-1756 (505 amino acids)
Cellular component (GO): nucleus
Source: RefSeq, a predicted model, not a curated record